AUGUGUAAUAAUUUUGUUUAUGGUUUGACGUUUCAGCUAGAGAGAAGAGGGAACCUCACGCUUACGGGGAACAACAUCACGGUUUACUGGAGCCAAGGCCUUAAUUCCUCAUUUACCUCCAACUUGUCUUCCCCUAGCUUAGCUUUACAGACCAACGGUGUUGUCUUGAUCUUCGAUUCUACUCUCACUGCUGGUGCUGAAACCAUUUACAGUGACGAUUACGGUGAAGGUAGCAAUACGUUUCGGUUCUUGAAACUAGAUGAUGAUGGGAACCUCAGAAUCUACAGCUCCACGUCUAGAAACACCCUUCCUGUCUCGCCUCAUUGGUAUGCUGUAGCUGAUCAGUGUCUAUUUUUUGGGUACUGUGGUAGCUUUGAGAUUUGUCGUUACAAUGAUACAAAACCCAUUUUCUUCUGUCCUUCUCGUAACUUUGAUUCUAUUGAUGUGUAUAAUAGAAGAAAAGGUUGCAAGAGAAAAUUUGAGUUGAGAGAUUGCACUAGCAACGCAGCCAUGCUUGAUUUGGGUAACACCAGGUUGAUUACAGACCCAAGUGACCCCAACUCGGAGAGUUUCUUUGCUGGAAGUUUGCCUUGUAGAGCAAAUUGUCUUGUUAGUGGUGUUUAUCUUGCUUCUGUCUCCAUGUCUGAUGGGUCUGGAAACUGUUGGCAGAAGCAACCUGGUUCCUUCAUUACCGGCUACCAGAGCUCAUCGGUUCCGAGUACUUCUUAUGUCAAAGUGUGUGGUCCGGUGUUGCUUAACGAACUUUUGGCUGGAUCAAAAAAAGGUGAUGGUAAUAACUCGAAAGUGCACUUGUGGAUUGUUGCAGUUGUUGUAGUAGCUGGGCUUCUCGGUUUGGCUGCGGUGGAGGUAGGUCUAUGGUGGUGCUGCUGCAGAAACAACCCUCGGUUUGGUACUUUAUCGUCUCACUACACGUUGCUUGAGUAUACUUCUGGUGCACCCGUGCAGUUUACAUACAGGGAGCUUCAACGUUGCACAAAAAAUUUCAAAGAGAAGCUUCGAGCUGGAGGGUUUGGUACAGUGUAUACAGGCGUGCUAGUCUCGAAUAAAACCGUGGUUGCAGUGAAGCAACUAGAAGGAAUAGAGCAAGGAGAGAAUCAGUUUAGGAUGGAGGUUGCAACCAUUAGCAGCACACACCAUCUGAACCUAGUCAGACUGAUCGGGUUCUGCUCUGAGGGACGACACAGGCUUCUCGUCUAUGAGUUCAUGAGAAACGCAUCUCUGGAUAGCUUCUUAAUUAGUACUGAUUCAGGUAAGUUAUUGACUUGGGAGUAUCGAUUCAACAUUGCGCUUGGGACGUCAAAGGGAAUAACUUACCUCCACGAAGAGUGCCGCGACUGCAUUGUUCACUGCGACAUUAAGCCAGAGAACAUUCUGGUGGAGUUUGAUAAGGGCAACACCGAGGCUAUUCUAGACAUGCGUUUAGGGGAAGAUCAGACGGUUAAUAUGGAACAAGUGAGGAGAAUGGUUCAGACAAGCUUCUGGGGCAUACAAUAGCAGCCAUUGUAGAGGCCGACAAUGGGGAAAGUUGUUCAGAUGCUAGAAGGAAUCACAGCCAUAAACAAGCCGCCACGUCCAAAGACCUUAAGUGAAGUCUCGUUUUCAAGGAACAGUGGGAGCGCAAGCCACGCAUCUAUCUUGAUUGCUUCGGGUUGACUCGAUCAUCUUCUUCGUCCGCUGCUACACGGUCGUUUCAGACAAUGAGUAUCACAUCGUCCGGACCGGCUUCCACAAGAAUCAGUAAAGGUUCGAUGCUUGGAUCUUAAACUAGUUGUACUGUGAGAUUCCUACAAAUAUGUGUAGGUUUUGUCUUACUUUACUUGUUGGAUACAUUCUAGUUGUAUAGGAACACAAUAAAUAAUAUGCAUAUUCAAAGUCA
This is a messenger RNA of Raphanus sativus (radish), 1897 nucleotides long. RefSeq names its product G-type lectin S-receptor-like serine/threonine-protein kinase At1g34300. Gene Ontology annotation, molecular function: protein kinase activity; ATP binding. Gene Ontology annotation, biological process: protein phosphorylation. The record is from RefSeq and is a predicted model, not a curated record. Lineage: Eukaryota; Viridiplantae; Streptophyta; Magnoliopsida; Brassicales; Brassicaceae.